Frankliniella occidentalis (western flower thrips) is the source of this 3577-nucleotide messenger RNA. It is a transcript of the gene Tti1, whose product is annotated as TELO2-interacting protein 1 homolog. Bases 240 to 3548 code for a protein of 1102 amino acids. The transcript is spliced from 14 exons. Gene Ontology annotation, biological process: chromatin remodeling. The record is from RefSeq and is a predicted model, not a curated record. Gene Ontology annotation, cellular component: cytoplasm. Lineage: Eukaryota; Metazoa; Arthropoda; Insecta; Thysanoptera; Thripidae.
GUGUUGAAAUAUGAACCUGAAUAUGAAGCAGAAAGGAUAAUAACAAAAGGCCUGGGGCUGGGUUUUAAUGAAAAGAAUCCUUCUCUAUCUAUUGAAAAGAACAGAGCAGUGAUCUAUACGAGAUCUCAAUUUAUUUAUUUUUCAUGAUUUUAAGAAUUUUCUGCCCUGUCAGUAUCAUUAUGUAGGAAUGACACUUCUUUCCUUCUAACGAACUAUACGAUAUGUAACUAUUGAAGUGGAUGUCGGUGUCACAUUUUUUCUACCAACAUUUGUGUAAUUCGUCCAUUACAAUGGAAAAGUUUUCACCUCAAUUAGCCAGUACAGUUGAGUUGCUAGAUCCCAUGAUAACACAACUGAUGAAUGGUUGUACUAAGGAAACAGCUCUAAGAAUCAAAGAAUCUAUUCCAACCAUCCCCAGUCAUGUCUUACAGAAACUCCAUCCAUACAUCAUUGUACCGAUAAUGGGACAGGUUUCUAACGACACACAGAAUGAAGAAUUAAAAACAAUUCUCUUGGAAAGUGUGAAUUUGGUGCUGAUCCAAAUACAUAUUUCAAAUGUUUCUGCCAUCAAAGAAAUUUUGAAACAGUUGAUGAUUGUGAUAUUUGACAAAGAUUCUCCAAAUAUGAUUAAAAGUAGUUCAUCGGAAGAGUUGAAACUUAGUGUAAUGAACUGCGCAUUUGAAAUCAUAAAAAAUAUGCCAUUUGAUGUUCAAGAUAGUUAUUAUGUGAAAGAUAAUAUUCCUGAAAUAUGUCAAAUUACCUAUACCUGUCUUGGACUGGCUGUAUAUGAGCGCUACAGAUCUCUAAGGGUUCGCUCUUUGGAAGUAAUUUUAGCAUUGAUGCAAGUGCCCCUGCAAGGACCCGAUAAAAGGUCUCCAUGGGAACGUGAAGUGGUUGCAGAUAUAUUCCAAUUUAUUUUGCCUGGUGCGUGUUCAAAAUUGAUGUCCAUUGUUUCUGGAGACAUAACCCAAGGAAAAAAGCUUUUAUCAACAGCUUUAUUUACUCUCAGCUCUAUGAUUGCUCUUGUUAUGGAAGAUUACAUCACAACUGAUGUAGAAGAUGCCUCAAAAAUGAUAGCAGCCCUUCAGAAGAUGUCUGAGAAGACUUCUCAAGAAGUUAGCUCAAAGCCUAUUCAGGAACCCACUUCUAGGAUUGCUGCUAGUGCCAAAAGAUUAAUUGAGUCAUCUAAAGGCCGCACCACAGAAUGGAGAAAGAAAAUGGCCUCAAACCUUAUUCCUUACCUCUCCAAAAUUGGGGAACGGCAUGAGCAUUCUGAUACAAAAGUUUGCAAGGUCAUAUCAUAUUCCUGUUUUCUCAUUUUAUCUCGCUGUCCAGUCUCAUUAAAAGAAGGCCUUGCCCCUGUGUUGGAUGCUUUAGUUGCUCUGUCUGUUCAUGAAAAUGUUGAAGUUAGAGAAGAAAGCCUCUCAUCUAUAAAACUGCUAACUGAUAUAUUCGCAGAUCAAAACAGCUAUGACUUUAUACAAUUGGCUGAAGAAAAUUUUUAUAUGCUACUGACAAGACUCCCUCGUUUAGUUCAAGAGGAAGGAAGUACUCGAGGGGCCUCAUCAAUAACACUCCUGUCUGGUUACGUGCAGUUAUUGCGUCACUCAAUGAGAAAUGUUUUAAGUAGUUCAGCUCACUUGCAACGUCUCACACUAUCCUUGCUUCAUGUGGUCACCCUUGAUUGUUCUGGUGUGAACGUGAGCAAUGAACACACAAUGAGAGAAUUAAUUCCUGAAAGAUGUGAUAACCUGCAUGUUCCAUGGACCCGUUUACGAUACAACAUUGACACAGCUGUUCUUUCUAAUGUUCAACAACUGUGUGAAAUUGUUACUGAUAAUUCUAUGGGUGUCUUUGAUCUUCUUGGGUCACAACUUGUUGACACUUUCCACUCAGUGCUUCAUUUCAAAAAGGAAUCAAUUCUUUUACUCAACAUUCUGUUACUCUCAGCAUCAAAAUCAAAAAAUGAAAGUGCUCAAGAGCUGGCUGCAUCAUUGCUUGAGGUCUAUAUGAACCCAGAUGUUUGGCCUGUCAAAGGAAAUUCUAGCUCCAUCUCCACAGUGUCAAUAAUUCAGCAAAACAUUGCAAUUGAGUGUUUGUUGACUGAGGGUAUUAGUUGCUGCAUGUAUGUAAUGGGGGAAGAUAAAGCACAAACACAUCUACUGCGUAUUCUGUACCCUCUAGUGGAAAAAGCAGGAUCUGCUAAUAGCUGCAUUGCUCUUUCGGGCCGACGAGCAUUGACACGAGUCGCCCAUAUAUGUGGAUACAAUUCUGACAUCAUAGCAUUGAUUUCUAAAAAUAUGGAUUAUUUGUCUCAUUCUAUGAGUGUUCGUCUCAAGCAUGUGAAUGAGCAGAUGGGUGUUUUCAGUGCAUUGAGUCUUAUUCUGCUCCAUUCUUCACCAGAAAUUGCUGUAGGGUUGCACAAUAUUGUUGUGAAUGUGUUGCAGUUGAGUGGUGAUAAAAUGCAUUGUCAUAAUAAUGAGGCACAUCUACGUGUUUUCCUUACAUUUGCUCAUGGUGUCCAGCAAUGGCUCCAACCGAGUAAUUAUGCUCAAAAUCCAAUAAGAGAAGUUUUGGAUGAGAACUUCACUGGGAAUUCGUCCUUAAUUAUAGAUUUAGGCUCAAAGCAAAGUAAAUGGACUGCUGUUAAAAAACUUAAAGAAUAUCAGCAAAAUUUAAAAUUUGUUUCCUGUGAAGAUUCGGAUGAAGAAACUGAAACACUCAGAAAUCCAGGUGAAGAAUUGCCUUCAAAGAUGCAACCUCAUGUGUUAGCAAAUGACAAAGGAGAUAUUCCUUUUGACACCAAUGAAGAGAAGAAGGAAAAAAUUCCGGAACUUGCCGAUCUUUUAGUUUUAGUUCUAAAACGAUGUCUUCAUUUCAUUCCUAGUCACAUUGUUGAACACCAAUUUUUAGCCAUGAGAACUUUAGAAGUGGGUUUAAAGGCCUUGGAACCAUACACAGAUACUCUUUUACCUAUUGUACAUCUCAUAUGGGCUCCUUUAGUGGGAAGAUUCAAUGCAAAUCAGCCCCCACUGAUAAUUCGUACAGCAUUUCAACUUUUACAAACAAUGGCAAAAACAGCAAAAGACUUUCUUAUGGCUCGUACUUUAAGGGAAAUAUUUCCUCAAAUAGCUAAAUAUUUAAAAAGUAGUGCUAAUGAGAGCUACUUGAAAGAUAGUGCAUCAGCUUAUCGGUUUUCACAAAAAUAUAAGACUCAAUUAUCACUGUUGUCAGGACUAGGUUCUUUAAGUUGCCAUCUACAAGUAAGAGGACAGGAUUUUUAUUGUUUGCUUAGCGUUUCGUUGUUGUACCUGAGCUGCUUUCAGCCUCCUCCCUUACAGGCCGCUUCUGUCUCACUUAUACAGUCCCUGCAGAGUUUAGAUGAAGACGCAGUAUGGUGGGGUCUUGUUACAUGGUGGACACCAUUUCACCUUGCAGAACCUCUUAAGCUGCCGUAUCCAUCAACACACCAAGACUGUGAAGAAAAUGUGCACAUUCUGUUGGGCUUACCAGUGAUUAAAAAGGACUUGAAAGAAAUACAACCUUAACUCUCAAAGGCUUUUCAUAGCUGUGAAUA